Molecule: messenger RNA, 2068 nt
Organism: Capsicum annuum
Lineage: Eukaryota; Viridiplantae; Streptophyta; Magnoliopsida; Solanales; Solanaceae
Product: tubby-like F-box protein 8
Exons: 6
Coding region: 657-1949 (430 amino acids)
Molecular function (GO): protein binding
Source: RefSeq, a predicted model, not a curated record
AAUAAAAUGAAAAGAAAAAGUCAAAAACUCCAUGUUCCCAUGUCUGAUAUGGUGGUAGCUUCGUAGAGCUACAGUUGGAUACUGCUCACGUAGUGCCCAAUAUAGUAGUAGUAUUGUGUAUGUGUAUAUGUGUGACCCCAUUAAACUGCUAAGUAUUUUUUUUACUCUGAGAGUGCUCUAAUAAAGUAUAUACACCCUCCCUUUAUUUUAUAGUAUUUUUGUUUUUCCCCUGUUUCGCUUUUUCUUUCUCCUACCUGUUCUUCUUCACCUGUUCUUUCUCUCUCUGGUUUGUUGAACUAACAUUUAAUGUUGGGGUUUGUGUCUUCUAGUAAAUACGAGGAGCUGAGUUUUCUAAACAAAAAAAAAUAAUUGUUUCUUGGUUGUGACCCAGUUUUUCUUUCUUGAUCUACUUUAUCUUGUGUCUGAAAUUCUUGGUUCUUGCUGACUUUUGAUGAUAUUGUUGUUGUUGGCGUUCUUGUUUUAAGGUGUUUCAAGAAGAAUUUAUGGAGCUUUGAUUAUCCUCUAGUAUUCUGCAGCUGUAACUAUUUGUCAAGCUUUCUUUAGGUUUCUGGAAGCUUACCUGAUAAGAAAGAGUAAAUAGGCCAGUAACAUUUAUUUGUGGUGUUUAGACUUCGACCUAUCAUUUUCUAGUUCAGAUGUCUUUCCGCAGUAUAGUACGUGAUGUGAGAGAUAGUUUUGGUAGUUUAUCAAGGCGAAGCUUCGAUUUAAGGCUGUCUGGUCAUCACCGAGACAAAUCACAUGGUUCGUUUUAUGACUUAAGUGAUCAUCCUCCUGUUAUCCAAGACAGUUGUUGGGCCAAUCUUCCUCCAGAGCUACUUUUUGAUGUAGUCAGAAGGUUAGAGGAAAGUGAGAGCACAUGGCCCGGUCGUAAGCAUGUCGUAGCAUGUGCCGCAGUCUGUAGGUCAUGGAGGAGUAUGUGCAAGGACAUUGUUAGAAAUCCGGAAUAUUGUGGAAAGCUAACUUUUCCUGUUUCCCUAAAGCAGCCUGGGCCUCGUGAUGGAACUAUUCAGUGCUUCAUCAAGCGGGAUAAAUCUAAUUUGACUUACCAUCUUUUCUUGUGUCUUAGUCCUGCAUUGUUAGUUGAAAAUGGAAAGUUCCUUCUCUCUGCAAAAAGAACCAGGCGCACUACUUGCACAGAGUAUGUUAUCUCAAUGGAUGCAGAAAACAUCUCUAGAUCAAGCAAUACCUAUAUUGGAAAAUUAAGAUCCAAUUUUCUAGGUACAAAAUUCAUUAUAUACGACACGCAGCCUCCUGCCACCAAUGCAUAUGUCCCUCCUCCAGGGCGCACAAGCCGUAGAUUCAAUUCCAAGAAAGUCUCUCCGAAAGUUCCAACUGGAAACUAUAUCAUAUCCCAGAUCACAUACGAGCUGAAUGUGCUUGGAACACGGGGUCCAAGGAGAAUGCACUGCGUCAUGCACUCAAUUCCUGAUUCAGCACUUGAUGCCGGUGGCUCUGUUCCUGGCCAACCAGAGCUUCUCUCAAGGCCCCUUGAGGAUUCGUUCCGCAGUAUCUCUUUCUCAAAGUCACUUGAUCAUUCCACCGAAUUCAGUAGUGCACGAUUUUCUGAUAUUGCUGGAGGAUCAUCAACUAAUGAGGAAGAUGAUGGCAAGGGGAAACCGCUGGUCCUAAAGAACAAGGCCCCACGAUGGCAUGAACAACUGCAGUGCUGGUGCCUGAAUUUCCGAGGACGGGUGACAGUUGCAUCUGUCAAGAACUUCCAGUUAAUCGCCGCCACUCAACAACCUCCUGCCACUGGAGUACCAACACCGUCUCAGCCAACAAGCCAAUCAGAUCAUGACAAAAUCAUCCUGCAAUUCGGGAAAGUAGGGAAAGAUAUGUUUACCAUGGACUACCGUUAUCCCCUAUCUGCAUUUCAGGCUUUUGCCAUCUGCUUGAGCAGCUUUGACACAAAAUUGGCUUGUGAAUAGAGCGAAACAUUUUUACAUUUAGGUUGCUAAAAAUUAUUAACUGUAAUGCUUCUAUUCUGGAUUUAUUGUACUUGCCUCUUUUCAUCCUUGCAAAUGGAGACUGUCCCUAAACUUAUUAA